AUGGCAACGUCCUACGAGACCUUUCAACAAACCUUCAAGGUCGCCUUAAUCCAGCUCCACCCCAAGCCUCUCGACCCCGAACACAACUUUGCCACUGCAUCUUCGCACAUCCGCGACGCCGCAACUCAGGGCGCCUCGCUGGCUGUGCUGCCCGAGUAUCACUUGACGAGCUGGGUACCGGAAGAUCACCAGUUCGCCACGAUCGCGCAGACCGCGUACGGAUACGUCUCCAAAUACCAAGACCUGGCGAAGGAGCUGAAAAUCAAUAUCGUUCCAGGUACCAUCGUCACGGUCGACCCAAACUUUCCGCCUCCGGGUGCAACUAACCGGACGACGUCUUCAACGACAAAGGCACCUGCUCUGCUCAACAUUGCGCCAUUCAUCUCGUACACGGGCGAGCUGCUGGGAAGUUACACGAAAGCGAACCUCUGGCUGCCUGAACGUUCAGUUCUCACCUCCGGACCUGAUUCAGCCCGCGCAAAUGGUCGCGGCCCUCACCCCCCUGUCGAAAGGGAAGGUCCACCCCCAUUUAAUCCGCACUCAGUGAUUGAAACUCCCCUUGGUCCCGUUGGCAUCGUCAUCUGCUGGGAUCUGGCUUUCCCCGAAGCAUUCCGCGCCCUUGUCCGACAGGGUGCGCGCUUGAUCAUCAUCCCGACAUUUUGGACGAGGGACGACUUGACUCCAGAAGCACGCCGAUACGGCCCAGAUGUCGAUAUUAUGUUUUUGAAGUCGGCUGUCAUCACACGGUCUUUUGAGAAUACUUGUGCCAUUAUCUUCUGCAACGCGGGCGGACCGUUCGAGGAAGGGUAUGCUGGUUUGAGUCAAGUGGUUCUGCCGUUGGUCGGUAAAGUCGACGGAAGUUUCGAUGGUAAUGAACCCGGUAUGAAGAUUGUGGAAGUCGAUAUGAGGACCGUGGAUGUGGCUGAAGAGAACUACAAGAUCAGAGAGGAUAUGGCAAGGAAGGAUUGGCACUAUGGGUACAGUCAUGAGAAAUAA
Molecule: messenger RNA, 996 nt
Organism: Rhinocladiella mackenziei CBS 650.93
Lineage: Eukaryota; Fungi; Ascomycota; Eurotiomycetes; Chaetothyriales; Herpotrichiellaceae
Exons: 2
Coding region: 1-996 (331 amino acids)
Molecular function (GO): hydrolase activity, acting on carbon-nitrogen (but not peptide) bonds, in linear amides
Source: RefSeq, a predicted model, not a curated record